AUGCAAUAGAAGAGAGUAUAGACAAGCUCAUUUAAACAAUAUAAAUCUUUUUACCAAAUCAGUAAAAGCAAAAAUGUUUUAAAAAAGAUCCACAAAGUAAGUUUAAUGAUGGUCGAAAACCUUUUGUUUGCCUUACUCUUAUUAUAUGAAAGAUAAUAGACUCAAUAGAAUGGAAGUCAAUUAAAAGAAGCUUGUGAUAGAACUAGAGGUAUUUUUUAUUAUAAUUUAGCAAGGACUUAUAUUAAUGUCUUAAUUUAUAGUAUGA
Molecule: messenger RNA, 265 nt
Organism: Paramecium sonneborni
Lineage: Eukaryota; Ciliophora; Oligohymenophorea; Peniculida; Parameciidae
Source: the annotation of a GenBank genome assembly